This is a messenger RNA of Adineta ricciae, 861 nucleotides long. The record is from the annotation of a GenBank genome assembly. Lineage: Eukaryota; Metazoa; Rotifera; Eurotatoria; Adinetida; Adinetidae.
AUGUUGGAUAACAAUUUCAAGAUCGAUGAUUUGCUGUCUGACCUUCGUAAUUUGAAUGUCAAAGAAUAUACUGAUGACGAUGAUUUAUGUCGUAUAGAAAUAGAAAUAGAUUACACUACAGGUUAUUUAUCUCUUUGUUUGACCUCCUGCGAUUACCAUGAGUCAGAAAAUGGACAGGUGAAUUUGUUCCUCACCACACAACAAACCGAAGAUACCACGAUAUACACAAUUCAUACUCUUAUAUAUGCCUGUAAUGAAGAUAAAUGUGAAAUUGAAUUCCUUAACAAAUAUCUUCGAUCGGUGCUUCAAGAUCAUUAUGCUGAUUUAUCGAAAAAGUUAAUUCACUUAAUUCUUGAAAACAACACAGUUUUACAGGAAUGUUUCGUCGAUGAAAACAUCCAUCAAGAAUGUUUCAACGGACGAUGUUUGGCAAGCGUUACCACAGUUAAAGAUAAUCAACAAUCAAGAUAUCAAAAGUGUAUUCGUGAUGUUAAUGGAAUGUCACCAAAUGAAAUUCGAAGUCAACUGAUCUUUGAUAUGGAUUUCAAAGAGAUCAACUAUACUAUCGAUUUUCAUUGUGUAUACAAUCAAUGCAAUAGCAUGAAGAUUGUCGAUCAAAUCGUUAUGAAUGAAUUAUAUAAUCUGAGUAAUAUACUCAAAGUAUUCGGAUAUAAAAAAGAACUCGAAUUCAGUUCGACUACUGGAAAUACGAUGCUACUUGACAACGAGACAUCGCUUGAUAACACAACACAGACGGUAAAUACAACAACGCCUAAUAAUGCAGCACAGAUGAGAAAUAUUAAUGGGCAGGGAAGUAUAAUUUUCAUUGCAUGUGCAUUUGUUUUGAUUGUUUGUGUAUAA